Molecule: messenger RNA, 4717 nt
Organism: Oryzias latipes (Japanese medaka)
Lineage: Eukaryota; Metazoa; Chordata; Actinopteri; Beloniformes; Adrianichthyidae
Gene: zer1
Product: zyg-11 related, cell cycle regulator
Cellular component (GO): Cul2-RING ubiquitin ligase complex
Molecular function (GO): protein binding
Source: RefSeq, a predicted model, not a curated record
CACCCGCUGAAGAGCCGCUGAGCGCCGGCGUCUGACUGAACAGAGAGAGCCGGACUCCGCCGGGGAAAGUCACCGCUAGCAUGAUGGAGCUAACCCGACAGUCAGUGAGGUGACCGGUGACAGCCUCUCGGGAGUUCGGUUAGUCGGGACGACCAUCGCAGCUCAUUUGGGUUGAGGUCCGGACCAGGUUCUAGCUCGGUCCCGUAGCGCGGCCGGUCGGUUCGGGGUUUCCGGCGGCCAACUGUCGCAAAUGUGUGAGAAACCACAUUCAUGGUGCAGCUAGCUAGCUUGCCAUCGGAAUAUCGGCUCCCCAGCUUCUGUUUGGGCCGUUCGUUAGCCAAAAAAGUACCACAACCAGACGAGAAAUGGGCCGGGCCGGGUCACCGAACCACUUGCCUGGCUCCAGUUUACCAUUUGUUUCCAACUUUUCAAGAAGUUCUCGCUACGUUGCUAAUGCUGUUGGCUAGCCGGGCAGCUAACAGGAGCAAAGGUGUCCCCUUUGCUGCCGGGUUUGAGCCGGGGAGGACAACAUGGCGACCAAAGCGGGUGACAACCCCGACAGCCUCAUGACCCUGACCACAGUAUUCUGCCUCCGGAACCUCAGGAGGACCAUGUGCUACCAGGGACCCCUGAACAAGCUGUGUCUGCGCUCCGACAUCUUCCUCCCGAGCGAAAUCUGCGACAAGCUGGUCAACACGUACAUGGAGCUGGUCCACACAGACAGCAACUUUGAACCCGAGGAGAGCUUCUUCCAGCUCUUCUCUGACCCACGGAGCACCAGACUGACCCGAGUGCAGCUGAGGGAGGACUUUGUGCGGGACCGAGACCUGGAGGCCAUACGCAAGCAGGACUUGAUCGAGCUCCACCUCACCUACUGCAACGGGCUUUCCUCCCGCAGCCUGAAGACGCUGGCCUGCUUCAGGGACACCCUGGUCUCUCUGUGUCUGUUCGGCUGCAGCAACAUCUUCUACAAGAAGGGGGGGGCUCCGCUCGCCUGCAACGAAAGCACCGAGGACGAGGAGGAGGAGGAGAGCCCCGCCUCCAGGCAGGCCUUAGAAACGGACUUCAGCUUCCAGGGCUUCAACCGCCUCCGGCUGCUGAACCUGGGGGGUCUCCCGGACGAGGUGGACGCCGAGGCGCUGCUCAGACCCCUCAGGUGCGUCACCUCCCUGGACCUGUCCAACGUGCACCUGCUGGGAACGGCCUUCCUGGCGCAGUGGAAGGACAGACUGGCGUCUCUGGUUUUGUACAACGUCGACCUGUCUGAGGAGCUGAUUGGCACAGUGCUGGAGCUGGUUCAUCUCAGGCAUCUGGACAUCUCACAGGAGAGCAUGAGGGUCACCAAGUUCAAGAUGACCAGGAAGAUCCUGACGGCCAUCGUGCAGCGUCUGCCCCACCUGGUUUCUCUGGACAUCUCGGGCCACAUCAUGCUGGACAACUGCGCCGUCCCGCACUUUGAGGAAGCGAUGGGGCGUCCCAGCACUGAACCGUGCAAGAGCAGCAUCUACCCCUUCAGGGAGCUGAAGAGGCCUCUGCAGUUUCUGGGCCUGUACGACACCACGCUUUGCAACGUGACGCACAUCCCCGCCUACAAGGUGACCGGGUCUAAAAAUGAGGAGCAGGUUCUGAACGCCAUCGAGGCGUACACAGAGUUUCGGCCUGAGCUGGCCCACAGAGCCAUCAACCAGCUGUUCGACAUCGCCAGGAUCCAGCACUGCAACCAGCUGCUGCGCGCCCUGCAGCUCGUGAUUGGAGCUCUGAAGUGCCACAAAUACGACAAAAGCAUUCAGGUGACGGGCAGCGCGGCUCUCUUCUACCUGACUAACACCGAGUACCGCAGCGACCAGAGCGUGCUGCUCCGCCGAGAGGUGAUCCAGGUGGUUCUGAACGGGAUGGAGCAGUACCAGGAGGUCACAGUCCAGAGGAACUGCUGCCUGACUCUGUGUAACUUCAGCAUCCCAGAGGAGCUGGAGUUUCAGUACCGGCGUGUCAACCAGCUGCUGCUGAAGAUCCUGGAGCCGGCCCGGCAGGACGAGUCCAUCCAGAGGAUUGCCGUACACCUGUGCAACGCUCUGGUCUGCCAGGUGGACAACCAUCACAAGGAGGCCGUGGGCAAGAUGGGAUUUGUCAAGACGAUGCUGAACUUGAUUCAGAAGAAGCUGCUGGACAGAAUGUGUGAUCAGGUGAUGGAGUUUUCCUGGAGCGCUUUGUGGAACAUCACCGAUGAGACGCCGGACAACUGUCAGAUGUUCCUCAACUGUCGCGGCAUGACUCUCUUCCUGGAUUGUCUGAAGGAGUUUCCAGACAAGCAGGAGCUUCAUCGCAACAUGCUGGGGCUGCUGGGAAACGUGGCGGAGGUCAAGGCUCUGCGGCCACAGCUGCUCACGCCGCAGUUCAUCUCUGUCUUUAGCAACCUGCUGGACAGCAAGGCUGACGGGAUCGAGGUGUCGUACAACGCGUGCGGUGUCCUGUCACACAUCAUGUUCGACGGCCCUGAGGUUUGGGCCAUGCAGGAGCCGCGCCGGGAGCUGGUCAUGGACAAGAUGUGGGAGGCCAUCCGGAGCUGGGACGUCAGCUCACGCCGCAACAUCAACUACAGGUCGUUCGAGCCCAUCCUGCGCCUGCUGCCACAGAGCAUCUCCCCCGUCAGCCAGCACUGGGCCACGUGGGCGCUCUUCAACCUGGUGUCCGUUUACCCCAGCAAAUACUGUCCGCUGCUCAUAAAGGAGGGGGGCAUAACUCUGCUGGAGAAGGUCCUGGAGCUGGAAAGUUCUCAUCCAGAGACCAAGGACAUGGCCGGGAAAGUCAUGGAACACUGUGAAAGUUUCCACGAAGACCCCAUGGAGACCAGCAACGGACAGGAGGUCAACUACGGACACAGAGGCUGACCUGCAGGCGGCGCCGUUCUACCGCGUCUCCAGCCAACCCCCUCCCUCCCCCCACCAACCUCGAUGGUCCUGCAUCUGCGGCCCUCCUCUUCCUCCCCACUUGUGUAGAGCAGAGGCAUUUCUGACCUUCAUCUGUCACUUCAGCUGUGGGCUUUGUGUCGGGGGGGGGCGGGCUGCUGCUGUGUGUGUGUGGGGGGGUGCAGUUUUGGAUUAACUCUUAUCUCAGUGUGAUUGUGUGUGUCUAUGCGUGCACGUGUGUCUGUCAGGGACCUUUGGACAGAUUUGGCCCCCCCAGAAACAAAGGGAGGGGUCAGCCUCGUGCACUCCCACACGUGCACACGCCUGCCGGUGCAGCAGGUGUUUGUAAUUACCUGUCCCAUCCUUUUACUGUUUUAUAAACUGUGAACUGUGCGGCUCCUGCGCGCUCUGUCCUCCAGCGGCAGUCCGGAGGGGCUCUGAUCCGGACCAGCGCCGGCGCUGCUCCGGCGGCAGAUCGGACUCCUCGCAUGCAGACGUUCUCCGUCCUUCAGCUCGGCUGUGGGCGACGCCCACUUUAACGCAGCGCUCGGACACGCCGACAGGCCCUGACUUUGCCGAUCCUCCGCUGUCAGUUUGGCGGCUCAGAGGGCGGAACCUUCCAGGUUCCCCUCAAACGUGCACAGAGGGACGACAACUGUGUCGGUGAGCAGCACCAACCGGUCCCGCUCGCUAAAAUCCAGCCGGUCUGUGCUCUGAAGCUGAGUUCGGAGUGGAGAAACUGUUCCACACUUGUCCAUCGUGUCCAGUGGGUUGGAGCCGGGGACCGGCGUCUGUUGGUUCGGCGAUUCCAGGACUGGACUCCGAUCUGAGACGACGCCCUUAAACUGGUUUGAACUUCUGAGGAGUCGGGACGAGUCCGAGCAGAGACGGCGUCUCGGGCGACCUUCACAUUGGACUAUUUAUUGAGGUUGAGGUUUGUGGUUCAGUGAAGGUGGGCCCUCGUCUUCAUCGUUCUGAGGCCGGCAGACUCACGUUUCUGCGUGCGGAUGCUCAGUGAGCCGGAACCCCUCCCAACCCAUUCAAACGAGUUCAAAGUCUUUCAGUUUCUCGCGGCUACAGAACAACACAAGCUUCCAGCAUCAGAGCUUCAAGACUGAGCCCUGAACAAACGAGCUGAAGGGGAGGCGGAGCAAUGAAGACUAGCCCGCCCCCUCCAAACCAAAGAAGAUCCGGUCACAGAGGCAGGCCGCUGCUCAGAUUGUGGUUGCAGACCUUCAAUCUGGACCUUCCUGCUGAUGAAGCAGGUCAGCUGUUGGACCCGGCGGCCUCAGGUGUGAGUGCUAUCAUGGUUUUUGUCUUCAUUUAGGGUCCAGGUCAGCUGGCUCCGUUUUUCCCGCUGACCUGACCUUUUGGUUCUGGUCUUCGGUUUCUCUCUGUGGGUUCUGCUGCAGGUCCGCUCGUGUUCUGGUGGGGGGGUGUUUCCAGCCGUGGGUGGGGGGAGAUCUUGAGUCAGACCGGCCCAGCUGGACGUUGCAGGUCUUGGACUGGUCCACUCUGAGGUCAGAGGAGGACGGACGUGACGAGAUCAGCAAACAUCUGUGCAGACGUUCAGAAGUCAAGAUGUUUGUGUUGAAACCUGGAAAAGCAGGAGACUGCCGGCACCGCCGCUCCACCUCAGCCGCUCUUUUUAUAUUCCUUCAGCUCUCAGUUUGGCUCUUCAUGCUGCUGAUCCGUUCAACUCGAUGGGGAAGAACUUUGAAUCCCACCAUUGAGAAGCUCCAGUUUUUGUUCUCAGUACGUCAGUGACAUAAAUGUAAAAGAGAAUAAGCAAUAAACCCAGAGAAGCCAGA